UUCUUUUUGACAGCCAAUAACAUUUUCAGUUGCGCAAUACGGCACGGCAAGUGUGUUUUUCAGCGUUUGUCGGUUAAAACGCGACGAUUUAUGCAUAUCCUAAGUUACCCACAUUAUCAAUCUAAUCAUAAACGCCAUCAUCAGACGAGAAUCUGCAAAAAUAAAGCAUUUGUCGGCGAUUUUCCGUGUUGUGGACACAUUUGACGCCGCAUGACAGCCGCGUUCGGGCAUACACGAGCGGCGACUUCGGGAGUUUUUACGCGGCCCGCUCGAUGCGAACACGCACACCAUCACAGCACACACAUUAUACGUACACGCGGUCGUCGUCGCACACCAAACACCACGCCGGGAUGCAUGCCGCGCCGCGCGCGUCGAGCCAGCGACAACAAGCAUCGACGGCGCGGUGGGCGCCCACUUCGCGCUCGCACCGAAUUCAGCUGAUCGACGUUGCGGGCUCGUAGAGUCCGCGUUGCUUUGUUUCGUGGCAUAAACAAAUCGUAUCGUUACCGCAUAUCAACAGAUAAUCGCCGAAAACAAACACAGUGUGAAACUUCCACCCGGCGUGCACCUCAUUGACAAAAGCGCAUAAAUCGCGAGUGAUAACAGUUUGAUGCGAUCCAGCGUGUUUCGGAUGCAUUUUCAUCGUCAUCUUCCAUUGGGGUAGCGAAGUUUGUAAGCAUGUGAGGUCACGUUGGUUCUGUGAUCGCACGUGCACGACGCAACAGUAUUAUCGCGACGAUUCAGUGCAAUUUCUCCAAACAAAAAAAAAAGUAAAAGACUUUGAUGCAACAUGAACGGCUUCAGUGCCGGUGAAGAAGACUCGCAGGGUCCGUCGGACCACACCUGCUGCUUGAUCGAGACCGGCGUGCGGUGCACGCGGCCGGCCGGUAAUGCCGCAUACAGCAACAAAAUCGGCAAGUUUGUCCUGCAACGACGAAUGCCACUGAAACCUGACACUACAGCUAAACAUUUUUACAUUUGUGAAGACCACAAGCGACACAUUCAUCAAGCACGUUGCAAACGACGACGGAAAGACUCCGAGGAUGAUAGCAAUGAGACUGAUACUGAUAUACCUGAAGUAGACUUGUAUCAGCUCCAGGUGAACACUCUGAGAAGAUACAAGCGACAUUUUAAAGUCUCGACGCGGCCCGGACUUAAUAAAGCACAAAUGGUUGAGACGUUAAUGGAGCACUUCAAAUCAAUACAAGUGAAGGAAAAGGAGGUCCUGACAUUCUUCAUCUACACUGUGAAGACAAACAACAAUAAACUCGACCAGAAGAAUGGUCUGAGCGGCGAGAAUACGUAAACUUAACUUCACGCUAGUUUUCUACCGUUUUUUUUACGUAAGAGAACCCUUAAAAUAUCAAAUUAAUUUAUUGCGGAUUGUAAUCCGUCGAAUUUACAAUUUUUCAAUGCUUAAUUUGUUGAAAUAUCAAUUAAUUUUUUAAUUGAAUCGUUUUACUUCAUGAUUUACUUCUGCUUAUAUUUUUAUGUGUUGAUAUUCAAUGAAAAUGACUGCAAUGAUGUUUUGAAAUUCAAGAGUGUAUACCAACUGACGAACAAAUGAUUACUUAUUUUCCAUAACAUAACGCCGAGUAUUUUCCGCAAAUAUAUUAUGUAAAUAUAUA
Molecule: messenger RNA, 1628 nt
Organism: Dalotia coriaria
Lineage: Eukaryota; Metazoa; Arthropoda; Insecta; Coleoptera; Staphylinidae
Gene: Sap30
Product: SIN3-associated polypeptide 30
Exons: 3
Coding region: 791-1306 (171 amino acids)
Biological process (GO): regulation of DNA-templated transcription
Cellular component (GO): histone deacetylase complex
Molecular function (GO): protein binding; transcription coregulator activity
Source: RefSeq, a predicted model, not a curated record